This is a messenger RNA of Paramuricea clavata, 7316 nucleotides long. The record is from the annotation of a GenBank genome assembly. NCBI's taxonomy places the organism in Eukaryota, Metazoa, Cnidaria, Anthozoa, Malacalcyonacea, Plexauridae.
AGAUCAGUAAUGGCUAGCGCUUGCAGUACAGCUCCUGUAUCAAACGAAGAACGAAGAUGGGUUGUCAUUGGUGUAUGUUUGACCAAAGUGCUCACUCCUGCAUUAAGAAAUGUUCUUGCAACCGAAAUACCAAAGUGGCAUCAAGUCUUAUGUCAUCCACCGACCGAAAUCGACAAACAAGUUUUUGGUAGACACCAGAAAAAGUUACACCCAUCAACGUUAGACCUCAACUAUAAAAGUAUCAACAACAAUGAUGCCCUUAGAUCACCUCGUGCAUUUGAUUAUGCAGUUAAAGAUCCAUUGUCUUUGGCAAAGUUGUUUGUUAAACUAUCCAUGUCCAAGUUCACUGGCUUUGACGUAACAAUGGAUACAUCUGCAGUCUUAUCAGUGAUUUGUGAAGCUGCCCCAUUUGUAGGAGCUGCUGCUCAUGCAAAGACAGUUGGAUCAGAUAUCAGAAACGAGUGGGCACAUUGCAACUUUGCAGAAUGGACGGAACCAAAAUGUUUUGAUGCUUUUCAAAAUAUGAAAACUUUACUGAAGAAUAUGAAUCUCUCAUCUAAUGAUGAACAGAAAUUGUGUGAUGAACUCGAUAGCUGGAAAAUUAAAGGUAAUGACUAAUGAAAUUUGAUGUCCAUGGACAUGAGAGGAUUCUAGAUUUUGAGUAUUUCAGAGUAUCCAAUGAGAUACUAUAUAGCAUCUAUCUCGGGUAUCCAACCUUGGAUUCAGCAACCCAGAUUUGCUUUUGUAAAGUUUACAGUAACAGUAAAAUAUAUUAUCCAUUGUGAAUCAAUUUUCCGCUCAGCCUGUCUCGUUCCCAGGCAGUAUACAAAAUGUUCACGUGAAGUAUUCUCAUGGCAUUUACAGUCACAAUUUCUUUGCAUAUACCCAUUGCUCUCUGCGCGCCUGUAAACACCUCCGGAAUACUUUAUAUAUUUGUUAUAUAGCACCUGGGGACGAAGCAGUAGCCCGCGUGCAGGCCCACCGAGGGAAGAAUAGUGGGCCUGCAAGGAAGACCGGGUGUUUUGUAAAACGCCCUUUUUCAUAACACGUCCCAUUCGCGCGUCAAUUGUCAAAAAAGAACCAAUGACAGCAACCCAAAUAGUAAACAAACUCGCAUUCAAAUAUUGGGGUUUUUUUUCUGCGUAUUCAGAAUAGAAACAAUGUAUAAAUGGCUUUGUUUAACUCCGAAAAAGCGAAGCUACUUUAAGUCGUGAGGGACGUCGUGCGACACAUUAGCAUUAAUGUGUGCUUCUAUCGCCUUUGUUAUAAAUAAAUUGUCUCACUUAUCAGAUCAUGUGUGCAAUUCGUACGAAAUUUAGUUCAGUUAUUUAGGUUGGUAAAGAACUUAACAAAAGAAAAGAGCGUUCAGAGUCCAGAUCGUUUCAAACCGCAAUUACCGUCUUCUGUUUCGCUCUCUCAGAGAAGCCCAGCAAAUCGCGAAGUGUGUCGAAUAGCCUUACAUGCAACUGCCUCUAAAUCUUCACCACUAAAAGCGCUGUUUUCUUCAGUGCAAGAACAAAGUCAACAUCAGUCCAAAGAUAAUUUUCUUGAGGAUUAUAAACGUUACGGUAUCAAAUCUGUUUGAAAUUAAUGAAACUCAAGUAAAGGUUACUAUAGUUUACCCCAGUGGUAAUGUUGUUAUUCCAGCACUUCACGACAAGCAAUCCCCGUUGGCAUAACGGCAAAAAAACAUCUCUUCCUUCAAGUAAACAAUAAAGAGUCUGUUCUUGUUCCAAUUUUAAUCGAAAAAAGUGGUUAGAUCCAAUUUUGGGCUUAUCGAGAGCCUUUGUGAUGAAUCACCGGUCUAAUUAUAUAAUCCAACAGCAAACAGCCAAUCACAAAUACAAAACACCCGGUCUUCCUUGGACCCACUAUUUUACCCGCCUUGGCCUGCAUGCGGGCUAACGAGGCAGUUUCUCAGCAUUCUACUGGCGUUCGGAUGGAAACACGUCAGACAUCUUGAUUAUUAUUCACUAUCACAAUUCGGGAUACCGAGAUUGAAUUUUGGUCCAAGUUAAAAUCUCAUAUCAAUUAGGUGUUGUUAUUGGAAUACUGCAAAUCCAACCUCAGCAAUAAAUAGCUUGGGAAUUUUUCAUAUGAUAUUUUUUCAAUACCGAAUUAAUCUAUAUAUGUAACUUAACUUUGAUGAUGACUUUGAAAUAAAGUAUAGAUAUAUUGAAUUUCAACAUGAUCUUUUUCUUAAGUAGAUGAUGCUUUUUAAGUCUAAUUUCUUUCCUCUCAGACUAUCUUCUUUUUCUUCAGUUGACUAGUUAAUAUGUAUCUCGAGUUAAAGACUAGUUUUUAAUGUUUUUAAGUUAAUUAUUCGACUCUUAUUCUAAUAUUAUUUACCGCGCAGAUUAAUUGAACAAUUCUGUAAAAACGUCGGCAUUGAUUGAGUAGAACCAAAACCGUGUCUGCAUUUGAGUAUUUGACCAUACUUAUCUGUGUUCACUCCUCGAGGUAUAUUAAGAAGAGUUAAGGUCACUAAAACAUGUACCGUAAAAGGAAACUAUGGCAAGAAUUCAAGCUAAACAUCAUCAUUGUUUACUUGUAAAAAUGAUUUUCUCAACAUAACUAUAUUAAGAUUGAAACUUUAUUUCAGGAUUGCAGCUGUGUUUUGGUCAACCUGUCGACAAUGAAAUCUUGACUUUAUUCAGAAGUGAAGUGGAUGAACUUCACAAAGCUGUCCAAACAUGGAGUUUAGAGAAAGCACAGGUUCGAAAAUUAUUUUAUUUGGUUGUAGGUUCAUGCUAAGUCAUAUAUUUAAUACUUUUCGGUAAUUACAUGUAACUCGUACAUAAUGUAUAUGCAAGAUUUGUCUUUAGUAUUUGCUUCUAUGUGAUGAAGGAAAACACCAUGCUUAAUUAAUACUCGGCAAAGCAACCAUCCUUAGCAUGGGUUGUGAUAAUGCUAGGUUUAGGAUCGAAAAUUUGAUGAGUAAAUAACUUCGCACUUGACUAUGUAAGCUGCGGCAAGUGGUUAUGGCUCUGUUUUGCAGACCAACGUAUAUAAGCUUUUCAUUUGUACAGUACUUGUACCUUAAUAGUUUUGUUUGUGGAAACAGCACGUAAAUUUAUUACUGCAAAGUUUUCGAUCCGUAAGCCCGGAUCUUCAUCAGUGCUAAUAAUAUGUUUCCACAAACAAUGCAUUGUGUUUCCCCAAACAAAUUUAUUAUUCGCAAACUUAAAAGAACUUACCUGCGCUUUAGUUGGACCAUUGUGAUCAGUUGUGCGAAUGUAUCUUCUACAAAUGUAUUCAACUCAGCAACAAUUGAUUGAGGUAAACUAUUUAUCGUUUCACAGAUGACUUCACUACUUUCGAAAAUCAGUGACAUGCAGUCAAACAUGAAUAAAGAAAUACACGAUCUGCGCAUGAGUGUACAAAUCAAUUCUUUGAAAAUAGAAAAAUGCGAAGUUCAGGAAAAUAACAAUUCUAAAGAAAUGAAGCUCCUUGAGAAGAAAUGUGCGACUGAACUUUCAAGAUAUUAUAUUAAGGAAGAGGAGAAAAUUCCCUAUGUUUUCACAGCACCCCCAAGAAAUUGCUACUUCGCUGGUCGAGCAAAAGAAAUCCAGGAGCUUAAACGAAUUUUGGAAGUCAAGAAAACGUUGAACGAAGAGAAAGUUCGCGUUGCAACAGUAUGUGGUUUGGGUGGAAUUGGUAAAACAAGCUUAGUUUCCGAGUAUGCUCAUCAGAUGAAGGAUUUCUACAAAGGAGGUGUUUAUUGGUUCUCGGCUGAAGAUGAUGCGCAUCUUAGCAAAACAGUAAACGCCGUCGCAAUAAAGAUUGGUGCAUUACUCAAUUCAUUUGAUUUAACUUUGCCAAAUAUCCUGAAAAAAAUUAGCACUGUACAUGACCCAUGUCUAAUAAUCCUCGACUGCUUGGAUCAACUGGAUCUUUCGUCUAAUAUGCUGGAAUUCCUUUCCUUUCCCUCAAAAGAGAAUUUCUUUGGGCAUUUUAUCGUUCUCACAAGACGAAACCCGACACGACUUGUUAAUGACGUUUCAGUUUUUCAGGAGGUUCAGAAGUUUUGUCUUCAACUCGAUUGUUUCCAGUCUGAAGAAGCGAAGCAAUUUCUUUUUUCAAGAACUAAGGUAACACGUGAUGAAAAUGAAAAUGUUGAAAGUGUCGCAGAAUGUCUUUGUGAAAAGCUGGGGAGAUUGCCACUUGCUUUGGAACAAGCAGGAGCAUAUAUUCAAAUGCUGCGUUGCAGUUUGUCUUCAUAUCUUCAACAAUAUGAGGCUGAACGCUUGCGACUGUUAAGUCUGCAACCGGCACGUCCUAUCUCACCUGGUAACGAGACACCUGAACGUCUCGCCGUUCACACGACAUGGCGUAUCAAUAUAGAGUAUAUUGAGAAGAGCACGAAUGGUCAGGCUGCUGUUCGAUUUAUGAAUGCUUGUUCAUUUUUCGAUGAAAAUGAGAUCCAAAAAGAAUUGGUCAACGUUGGAACUCCCGAAGUGGAAGACGUCGCGUAUCGUAAAUGUGUGUCGUCGCCAUUAGGUUCCCGUCAGGUUCUAAAAUUACUGACUGACUUUUCACUUUUUACCUAUGUUGAAACGGGCUCUGUCAGCACCCAUCGUUUGGUUCAGGAACUAGUAUGGGAAAAUCUUGAUCCUAAAUCGAAAGCAGAGAGUUUCAUUGAUGCUGUGCGGAUGCUUUCUUUUGCAUUCUCUAAAUGUCCUUCACCCAGUAAUCAUGCUAGUUUAGAUGAAAGGAAUGGUGAAGAACAAGACAUAUCGUUCUCUGAUCCACCUGAUAGUCCUUCUCACUUUUAUAUGUGGUCUAAAUUUUGUAUGCAUGGCCAUCAUCUUUGUAGAAAUGUCGAGGAUUUGUUGGUCAGUCCCGACUCUGUUUGUCUAGACUCGGCGUGGUUUCCUGAAACAGCUAAAAUUCUUUACGAAUGUGCUGUUCAUUUGAGUGCAAAUCACCAACAGGAAGAAGCAAAGCGGACUUUGAACUUUGCUUAUCGUAUAUUAGACUGGCUGCCUUUAGCAGGGUAUGAAACGGUUGAAAAGAAUGUUUCUGAUGAUUUCCUCUUUCCACUUCCAAUCCCUUUACCGGGACUAUUUCAGAUGAUGAUUCAACGAUUUUGCAUACCAACUUUUAUUUUACUUGAACCUCUGACUGAGAAACUUGCUCCUGAUCCCAGUGACCUUGCUACCGACCCUAAUGACGUUGCUCCUGAUGCUAGUGACCUUGUUCCUGAGGUUAGUGAGCUUGCUCCUAAGGCUAGUGACCAUGCUCCUGAUGCUAGUGACCUUGUUCCUGAUGCUAGUGACCUUGUUUCUGAUGCCAGUGACCUUGUUGCUGAUGCUAGUGACCUUGCUCCGGAUACUAAUGACCUUACUCCUGAAGCUAGUGACCUUGAUCCUGAGGCUAGGGACCUUGAUUUAGGUAAUAAGAUUGAUAAAUUUGAAUUGGAUGGGAACAAGGCUUUUAAUGAAGGUUACUCCGAAAAAGCAUUACAUGCGUAUUCUUCUACAAUAAAUUUGGCUCAAGGUUGCAAUAGACCUUUCGAUCCCUUGUUGCUUACUUAUCGUUCAAUGGUUUACAUAAAAUUGGAGCAAUGCGAAAAUGCUUUAAAAGAUGCGAAUGACUACAUAACGCGCCGUCCAUAUUGUUGGAGAGGUUAUGCUUUGAAAGCUGUUGCACUUGAUGGCUUGAAUAAGAAAGUCAGUGCCGACUUGAAUGAUAAAACCAGUGCCGAAAUAGCAGCUGCUUUGGCUCUUUAUCACAAUAGGGCUGUUUUCGCUGAUUUCCCUAUUUUCGUGGAAUCUUUUCCGGACUUGCAAAGCCGCAUUUUUAUAUGCGAUAGUGUGGAUGAACUGUUAGAUGCGAUGUUUUCGCAGGAAGUAGAAACGGGUUUGUUGAAGAUUUUGGUUUUGGGAUCAGAGGAAUAUAUCCUGAAUUAUGCCGAAACCGUUGGCAAACCUUGGAACAACUGUGUUCUAGUUGGCACGAGAAAAAAUUGUUCUGUUUCUUUGAAGUCAAACUAUAAGAUUUCCUUGUUGAAGUGCAUGCUCACAAAUUUGUCAUUCAGUUUUAAUAAAUGUGAGUUGCAUUGUUUACCUGAUUCGUUCGUCAAGAUCCUUAACUGUAACUUUACGUCUAAUAAUCAUUUUCUAACUAUAAACACUGAAGGGGUAUUCAAUGCAGAACAAUGCAGUUUUACAAGAAGUCCACUGGUAUGUAGUAAACAAAGUCGUGCAGUUGUUCAUGAUUGUUCGUUUUGUAACAAUGCGGAAGAAGGGUUACGUGUGGAUGGAGGAGGGACGUUGAAAAUAGAAAACAGUCGCAUAUAUAAUAAUGGCUGUAAUGGGUUGUACGUUAAUGAUUCAGAGUGUGUUGCAGGUAAUUGUGAUAUUCACGACAAUGGCAACGAUGGGAUAUUUAUCGGCCGGUCAAAAUAUGUAACGCUGAUACGUAAUAAUGUUUAUAACAAUAAUUUAAGUGGAAUAAAUAUCGAAACCUCUCUGGUGGAUGUCAAAGAGAGCAAGUUGUUUGAUAACGGCGCUUGGGGAAUUACGGGCAUUGAGAAUGAUCGGUGCAAUAUAUCGAUGAAUCAAAUUUUUCGCAACAAAAUUGGUGGAGUUAGAAUAAAUAUUGAAGGGAAAAGAUUUUCACGACCUGUCGUCGAACUAAACAAAAUUUAUCGUAAUGGUGGUCCAGGGCUUAUGGUGGGUGGUAAAGUUAGUAAGGUCGCAGAAUCGCGGUAUUUGAAUUAUCCCAAUUCCUUUCAAUCUGCUGAAUUUCAGAAUAACGAAAUGCACCAUAACAAAGAAAAUGAAAACGAUAGUAAGUUGAAUUUGUCCGUUCCAUAUUGCUCGUGUUGCCGUGUGAAGUGCAAACCGUCAAUGUGCGAAAAGUGCUUUACCACUGCGUAUUGCAGCGAAUCUUGCCAAAAACAACAUUAUUCGAAGCAUAAGCAAAUUUGCAAAGUUUUACGUGAGAAGUCAAGCUAUUUGAUCACUUCCACAGAACAGGCUGACUAUAACGAUAUAGACAUUGACGAUCCAGAAAAUUAUUUAGAUCGAAAAGAAGUUGGUCCAACGCUCGCUUUCCCACCACAAGAUGAUAUGAGGUUUGUUGUAAAAGUGCACAAUGCAUUUAUGCCUGACCCUAUCGUUCUGUACGACCGUAACCGUAAACUUAGCGCGGGAUUUAAUUCAAAAGUUAUUGAACAACUUCUAAAAGAGUUUGGUGUGCUAUGUAGAUCGCUAGAUUUUGAGAAAAAGCUUUUCUUUCACUGCCUUCGUGAAGACAACGACCAGCUUCGACUAUUCACGAAUGAGUUUGCUGAAUUUCAAAACUGGUGA